Molecule: messenger RNA, 1842 nt
Organism: Phascolarctos cinereus (koala)
Lineage: Eukaryota; Metazoa; Chordata; Mammalia; Diprotodontia; Phascolarctidae
Product: 17-beta-hydroxysteroid dehydrogenase type 3-like
Cellular component (GO): endoplasmic reticulum
Molecular function (GO): oxidoreductase activity
Source: RefSeq, a predicted model, not a curated record
UACAGAAAGAUGGAUAGAUGAUAGAAACACAAGUAGACAGGACAGAUACAUAGACAGACAGGUAAGUACAUCCAUAUUUGUCCUGAAUGUUUCUGCCCAGGGGUUCCUAUGAAUUCCCCACAUCCUUCUUUGUCCUAUGCACACCAGCUUAUUUGGAUGGACCCUCUUGAGUCUUCUGUACGUUUGGGAGGUUCUGUGUGCCCACUCCCUCAAUCUCCCCAUUCUCCUGUCUCCAUACAGCUGGCCCGAAGAGGCCUCAAUGUUGUACUGGUGAGCCGAUAUCUCAGCAAGUUACAUCGGGAGGCAGAGGACAUUGAGAGACUCCAUGGUAAGGAAACAAGAGUCAUCCAGGUGGACUUCACUGGAGGCUUAGAGAUCUAUGAGACAGUUGAAAGAGGCUUGGAGGGCCUAGACAUCGGCAUUCUAGGUACACACCCAUUCCCUCUUCCCUUCUCAGUCCUGCCCCUAGAAUUCCUCUCCAUCACCUUGCUCUGUGGUACUGACCUGUGUUUUUACAGUCAACAAUGUUAGAGUAGCUUCCAAGAUAACCCUCCACAAGCUAAUGGAUUUGAAGAAUGCAGGCAAGGUAGAGGAAGCUACAUCCCCCCUCCCUGCCCAACUCAUGCCCUUUUCCAUUUCUCUCAAUUUUUCCAUCUCUUCUUCUCCCCUCCCUAUUCCUGCCCUCUUUAUGUGCCCCUUGUUUCAUUGCCCCAUCUUCCCUCCUAUCUCACCACCCCCACCUCUCCCACCUUUCCAACAGGCAGAAAGUGCUUUGUAAAUUUAAAUCAGGUGAGAAAUGUGAGCUCUCCUUCCUUUUGUGGCCAUAAUAAUAAUCAAUGUUGACAAAAUAUUGCCUUCAAAAUUCUGACACUUUGUUCCAGUUUAAGUCUAUUUGUCUUCCCUCUAUUUAUUUACAAAUGUGGUUUGAUUUGUUUUAAUUGGGCCUUGGGUCAAGCUUGGGGGAAGGGAUUUGAGUGCUUAGGGAAAUUUUCCUAGAGGACUUGGAACUUGAUUGGGGCAUGGGGAGCCUUGAAGGUUGAGAAAGACCUUAAUGUCUCAGCAAACUCCAACCUGAGAAUUCAUGGCCAGAUUGCUUUAGGGGGAAGUGAGAGACCAUGGGGCCCAUGAAAAAUGAAAGGUGUCCUCUGUCUUCCCAGAGCUUCAGAGAUGUGAUGAAUUCUAACAUGCUGUCAAUGAUUCAGAUGACCCAGAUCAUCCUGACUGAGAUGGCAGCCAGGGGACGAGGAGUCAUCAUCAACAUAUCCCCUGAGGCUGGCAGACAGCCUUCCCCAUUCUUGGCAUUAUAUGGGGCUACUACGGCCUUUAUGAAUAGCUUCUCUCGGUCUGUGGCCUUGGAAUACCAGUCCUCUGGAGUUAUCAUACAGACUCUUACUCCUCUGGUAGUUUCCAGCAACAUGAGCCAGAUGCCACCCAGAAAAUUCUUGGUGAAGUCUUCAGAUGACUUUGUCAGAGAAGCCUUAGACACCGUAGGCAUCUCUAACUUCAGCUGGGGGUGUUUCCUACACUCUGUCCACAGCUUGUUGCUGUGGCCCCUGACCUCGAACUUCAAAUUCAUCAUCCUGAUUCUGAUGUUCUUCAACUCUCGGUUCAGAGCAUUCAGAGGAUCCUGAAGAAGUUGUGGGAGGGAGGUGGGGGCUCAGUUGGAGGCCCUUUGUUGUGGGAGGGGCAGUGACUGCUGCUGGUGGGAAGAGAGGGGCAAACAGAGGGGUUUCCUCUGCUUGGCUCAUCUCUCUGUCCUGCUUUCUAGGGUCCCUUUGAGGAGAAACCCCAGCCCUCAGAAGCCAUAGCUGUAACUUGUCAUAAUAAAUUGUUUUCUCUUUA